AAAUAAAAGCGGUAAGUUAUUCGCACUAGAUAAACCUUAUCAGUUAUGAAUAUAUCGAGUUUGUUUACUUAGUAAUUAAAAGAUCUAACUUUAAUUUACAUAUAGUAAGGAAUUUAUAUAUACUUAAAUCAUUGUUCUUAAAAUAUAAUCCCUCAUUUUGAUAAAUCGUACGAUUUUAAACUUCUAUAAGGUUCGGUGGUUGGGUAAUAAAACAUGUUUUUGCAUCCACUUGAUGAAAUGGGAAGUAGAUCAAGUCUCAGCAGAGAUGACAUAGGUGAUAUGGAUCAAUGGGAAAUGAAUUUUCACGAAGCUGCUAUAUUCUUAGAGGAAGGUGCAAAUAAUGAAAAAUUUGACUCACAUCCGCGACACCCCGCUGCGCUUCCCGCCUAUCUUUUAGUGCAUAAUUCCUGGUAUUAUGGAUUCGAUCUAUUAUUCUCCUUGAUUCUCCUACUUUUAGCAUUAGUCGAAAAACCAUCUUUGGAUAACUUUGAAUUCCCUGUUGGAAUACACAGUAUAUUAGAAUUAGUAGCCUUGGGUGGUAUAGGUGUGGAGUUGAUGCUAAAAUUAAGAUGGAUCGGUUGGAGAACAAUUUUGAAGCAUAAAAGGACAAUGGUUAAGUGUGUCACACUUUCUAUAAUGGUUCUGGAAGCGAUAACUGUUCUAGUACGUCAGUCUUCACACUUUCGGGUAACUAGAGCGCUUAGACCCAUAUUUUUAGUGGAUACUAGAGCUUGCGGUGGAGUACGUCGAUACAUUAGACAAAUAUUACAAUCUCUCCCGCCGAUUAUCGAUAUGUUGGGACUGUUGAUGUUUUUUGUGUGCUCGUACGCUUUGUUAGGAUAUUUCCUGUUUAGUGGACAUGACUCAAAUCUUUAUUUCAAGACGUUGGAGGAUAGUUUUGUUAGUAUGUUUGUCCUAUUGACCACAGCUAAUUUUCCUGAUGUUAUGAUGCCUUCUUAUGCGAUUUCAAAAUGGACUGCUGCGUUUUUCAUCUCCUACAUUUCUACUGUACUGUAUGUACUAAUGAAUUUGAUGCUUGCUGUUGUUUAUGAAACCUUCACUGGAAUUGAAAAGGAUAAAUUUCGAAAAUUACUUUUACAUAAAAGACAAGCGUGCAAACUUGCCUUUAGACUUCUUGUUAGUAAACAAACUCCGAAUCAUAUCAGGUUUAAACAAUUUCACGGAUUGAUGCGAUACUACUCGCCAAAAACACGUUUUAGGGAUGUAGUUUUGAUGUUUCGCCAAUUGAACAAAUCGAAUACUGGUCAAUUGACACAGGAAGAAUUUUUGGAUGUUUACGAUUCUUUAACAUUGAAAUGGAGAAAUAAAACGCCGUUAGAUCCUUGGUUUUCGGCAGCUUGGCCACCUCUGAGAACAUUCUGUCGAGCUGCAAAGAGUUUGGUUACUUGGAGAUUUUUCGAACACAUAAUUUAUAUUUUGAUAAUAGCGAACGGUAUUGCCAUGUUUAUCAGAAUUAUGGAAAGUUCGGAUUCUUUAGAAGAAGGCGCGAAACUAUUUUGCGGUUCUUGGGACACUUAUCUUUUUUUGAUAUUGUUUUUAGUGGAAAGUAUACUUAAGAUAAUUGGUUUGGGUUGGUCAGAGUACAUAUCAUCCGGAUGGAAUAUUUUCGAUUUAUCAGUGACGCUUUUAGCAUUUUUCGGUGCUGUUUUACUAUCUAUGAUCCCUAGUUUAACCGUAGUUGUUAUAUUGAGACCAUUAAGAUUGUUAAGAUUAUUUAAACUCAAAAAACGUUACCGUGACAUUUUCGGUACUUUGGUACUACUUAGUCCACUUAUGUGGUCGACCGGUAUAGUUAUGAUGGUUAUGUAUUAUUUUUUCGCUAUAAUCGGUAUGGAAUUGUUUUCUCCUUACCAUUUAAAAAAUUGUUGCGUGAAUACCACCGUUGAAGAUUUCUACAAAUCUAAUGGUACAUCCAGUGGUAUCGGUUACUAUUAUUUAAAUAACUUUUCAAAUUUGUUGAUAUCUGGAGUUACUUUGUUCGAAUUGACUGUGGUUAACAAUUGGUUUAUUGUUAUGGACGCUUACGCUUCCGUAUCCAGCAAAUUUUCUAGGUUGUAUUUUAUGUUGUUCUAUUUAUUCACCAUGGUUGUUUUGACUAUAGUUGUGGCGUCCGUAUUGGAAGCGUUCAGAUUCAGGAUACAGUAUAAACAACAAACUUCCAAGAAAGAUGAGGAAUUGAUGCUACACGAAGAAGUAAUUGUCGAUUGGAAUUCAUUGCAAACUCAAGUGCAAGAAGUAAGACUUUUGGAAUCACUCCAAACAGACUUCGUUGUAGGUGGAGUGGUAGCUUAUAUAGGAAGACGAAGAAGAACCAGGGAGGUCCUUCAACAUCACAUGUACGCGACGGAAAUAAAACAGUGGCUAGAAGAAGCAGAAAAUGAAGAAAGAAAUGAUAUAAACAUGAUCAUAGAAGAGGCACAGAUUAAUGCUAGAUUAAUAUCAGCUUAAAUUCAAUUUCACAAAUUUUAAAAGGUACGUUUUAAUAUUUUAACAAAUAGGUUCAAAUCUAAAUGUUUCUAGUCCUUUUUUUGUUACCGUAUCUUUUAAAAUUGUAUUUAGAUCCUUUUUUAUUUCACUCGUGAAACAAAUUUUUCUAAAUAAUGAGAAUUUACUUUAAAAUAUUAAGGAUACGUUUACGGGUGUAUGAAUCCUGUUACAUCAUUCAUUUUGAUUUAUUUUUUCUUUGCAAACUGUGAAAAGUAUUAAAAAGUGAUGAAAGUAUGUGAUAUAAUGAAUAAAUCAAAUUUGAAAGGUGAAAAAGGAAAAAAAAUGAAGAAUAAAAGGAAGAGAUAAAAAGGAUAAUUUAGUGAACGAUAAAGAAGGCAAUGACUGAGGAGUGAUUAUGUGAAGAAUAAGAAUUAAAAAAUAAGUAGAAAGAUAAGAAAAAGUAACUGAUAGAGAUGAAAUUGGAGAAAAUAUGGCAAAAAAGAAAAAAACUAAGAAAGUGAAGAAUAAAAUGAAUGAAAGAAGAAUGAUAGUAAACUAGAGAAUGAUUUAUAGAAAAAGGAUAUUUUAGUGAACGAGAAAAAGGAACCGACUGAAAUAAAGGUGAGGAAAGUAUAAUAAAAAGGGAAGAAGUGAAAAUGUAAAGAAAAAUGAUUGAUAGAUUGAAAAGGAAAGAAAAGGUGACUGAUAGAGAUGAAGUUGAAGAAAAUGUCACAAAAGAAGCAGGAGAGUGAAGAAUAAAAGAAAAGAAAGAAGAAGGAUAGUAAGUUAAAGAAGCAUUUAUAGAAAAAGGAUAUUUCAGUGAAUGAGAAAAAGGAACCGAGGGGAAGAAAUGAAAAUGUAAAGAAAAGUGAUUGAAAAAGAGUAAAACGAAAGAAAAAAAAAUAGGAAAGUGAAGAAUAACAGGAAUGCAAGGAAAAGGAUAGUUAAGUAGAGUCGUAAAUGAGAAGGAUUUAUAGAAUAAGAAUUGUUAACGAGAAAAAAGGAAUUGAAGUAAAGCUCAAGAAAAUAUAAUAAAAAGACAAGAAGUGAAAAUAUGGAAAAAAUAAUUGAAAGACAGUAAAAAGAAAAAGUUAUUCUUGUAUUUGUAGUGAAAUCAUUAGGAUGUUUAACAUUAUAUGGUCAAAUACGUUUGCAUUGUAGGUAUUAGAACCCCAAAAAAUCUCAAUGUAUCUGUAUUUCACAUGGUAGACCAUUUAAAAAGAUUUUUUAUUCCUGUUAUGUACAGUAUUUUGAACCAUAGUAUUUUUUUUAUAUUAGGAGGAGCAUUUUAAGAAACUCAAAUUCCACCAAAAGUUACAAAAUGACGAAAUAAUUAUAAAUUAGUCUUUUUGUAGGGUAAACUUUAGUACUUUAAGUAGUAUCUGACACCCCCUUUAACAUUAACCCUGACAAGAAUAUUUCUAUAAAUAAAUAAUGUGAAUACAAGUAAUAGAAGGCCAUUCUUCUAAACCAACUUUGGAAUUCUUGCUGGGUUGAAAAAACUUAGUUACUUAAUAAACUAUUUUGGUUUCUAUUGCUGUCACAUUCUGGUUUAAUACCGAAGUAUAUCCAAUUCGUUUUUUUCGCUUUGGCUACCUCAUAUUUUACUUUUGUUUUCUGUUAUUUGUUUUUUUCAUAGUUUUCUAUUGUUCUGAUUGCCAAAGUCUUUAUCAAAGUAUUUUGAUAAAGACCCAAAGAAAAGUCGAAUCGUUAAAAUUUAUCAUUUAGAUGCAUAUAUAUAUGCAUAUCACUACCCAUUUUCUAAUCACUUAUGAUCACGACUCGCAGAAAAAGUUGGUUGAGGCAGAACUAAAAGCGAUUUACGAUGAAAAUAAAACGCGACAGACUUUCUCUUAUAGUAGCUGUUAAACAAAUGACUGCUAGUAAGAGUUUCUGUCAACUCCCUACGUAGUCGGUAGACUUCCGGCUUUCGAUAGAUCGUCCUUCAAAUUGCCGGUUGUUUGCCAACUCCCUAGGCAGUCUGUAGAAUGCUGGAUUCUACCAAUUCCAAUAAAGAAAGUGUACAGUUCUGGGAUGAGUGAUUACCAUGAUCAAAUGGUUACUUUUGAUUUAAAUUUUGUUUUAACUACUGAAUAUUGUUUUCGAAAAAAAUUUGUUUCACAAGGAAAUUGAUUAUUUUAAAUUGUUCAUUAUAGUUUACAAACUAUAGUAUGUAAGAAUGAAUUUUAUUGAUAACUAUAAAGAUAUUUUAUUGAAUGUAGAUAUCUAAUAUCCCAUAGCUAUUUAUUUUUGUAGUAUUUACUAAAUGUGAUAUAAACUAAUAAUAAACUAGUUUUAAUGGUAGCUGUAAGUUAAGGUUGUGUAUACAACAACAAAUAAUAUAUUUUAAGUGUUAAUCUUUUAACAUUUCAGUAUUAAUCUUGAUUUAUAACCAGUUUUACUUUUUUUAUAUCCAGUAAUUGAAUCUAUAUAAUUUGAAAAUAAACUGAACUAUUCGGCUAAAUAUCCUCUUUGAUAAAAUGCAUUUUAGUAACAGUACUGAAAUUUCAGGAAUAUUAUUUUUCUUUGUACAAAAAAAUUAAUUCACAAGUUUUUAUUUCUAAUGAAAAUUAUAAACUCCAACUUAAGCUUGGUUUAUGCAGCACUAAAUUAAAAUAACAUUAAGCUAAACUUUCUUGGUGGUAAUUUUUUGAUUUAUGUAAUUAAAGAUAAUUAUAAAUUAAUGGUAAACCAAUAGAAAUACCCUGUAUGGGUCCUUUUUGUCAUACAAAUGUGGAAAGCUUCCAACACUAUCUCUCAGUGUUCCAUCAUCUACAGGAUAUUGCUUUUUCCUAUUUUUUUAUAUCAGUUUUAAAAAUGAAACAAGGCGGAAAUCAAUGAAAUACGAAUAUUUUCACAACCAAAGAAUAAGGAUGUGUACAUAACCUCACAAAAUUAAGGAAUUAAACCAAGAA
Messenger RNA from Diorhabda carinulata, 5363 nucleotides. RefSeq names its product two pore calcium channel protein 1-like. Gene Ontology annotation, cellular component: endosome membrane; lysosomal membrane. Gene Ontology annotation, biological process: transmembrane transport; monoatomic ion transport. The transcript has 13 exons. Gene Ontology annotation, molecular function: monoatomic ion channel activity; voltage-gated channel activity. Lineage: Eukaryota; Metazoa; Arthropoda; Insecta; Coleoptera; Chrysomelidae. The record is from RefSeq and is a predicted model, not a curated record. Bases 214 to 2469 code for a protein of 751 amino acids.